This is a messenger RNA of Cynara cardunculus var. scolymus (artichoke), 2137 nucleotides long. Its product is annotated as calmodulin-binding protein 60 A. Lineage: Eukaryota; Viridiplantae; Streptophyta; Magnoliopsida; Asterales; Asteraceae. Gene Ontology annotation, cellular component: nucleus. The record is from RefSeq and is a predicted model, not a curated record. Gene Ontology annotation, biological process: regulation of salicylic acid biosynthetic process. The transcript is spliced from 8 exons. Gene Ontology annotation, molecular function: calmodulin binding; sequence-specific DNA binding; DNA-binding transcription factor activity. Bases 48 to 1850 code for a protein of 600 amino acids.
UGAAUUCUGGCUUCGCCUCCGUCACCACUGCUCUCCGCCAGACACCGAUGCACCAAAGCCAGUAUCGCUUCAGUUCAGUUAUAGCAAUUUUCCACUACUACCUAGCUCUAUUAUUUGAGUUUUUCCCCCAAGGUAACAGUCACCACCACCACCAACGAAUUAUGUCUCAGAAGAAGACCUCGCCUCCGCCGGAGCAGCCUUCCUCCUCAUCUUCCUCCGCCAGUGGCCGACGUAAACGUCCUUCUUUCAGAAAUGUGGUAAUUGAGGCGAUGAGAUACGCAAAAUUCAACAAGUACGUGGAGCCGAUUUUAGAGCCCUUAGUCCGGAGAGUUGUGAAAGAGGAAGUUGAAUCAGCUAUGGAAAAACAUAUGGCUUCCAUGAACUGGGAUUUUGAGAACGAAAAGGACUCUUAUGUUCCGAGAAGGCUACAAUUACAGUUCCUAAGUAGUCUGUCUCUCCCAGUUUUUACCGGAACCCGUAUUGAAGGAGGAGACUGUAAUACACUGAAAGUAGCUUUGAUUGAUGCUUCUACUGGAAAAACAGUUUCAAGUGGAAUUGAGUCGUCAGCAACGGUGGAAAUAGUGGUUCUCGAGGGAGACUUCGAUAGCAAUGAAGGAGACAAUUGGACGCUUGAAGAGUUCAAUAAUAACAUUGUUAGAGAGAGACAAGGGAAGAAAGCCCUUCUUACUGGGAAUGCACUUUUGAAUCUCCAAGAAGGCUUUGGUCUAGUGGGUGAUCUUUCCUUUUCGGAUAAUUCAAGCUGGACAAGGAGCCGGAAGUUCAGGCUGGGAGCACGGGUUUUAGAUAAUUGUAAUGGAGACAGAGUGAGAGAAGCAAAGUCAGAAUCAUUCGUCGUCAGGGAUCAUCGUGGUGAAUUGUACAAGAAGCAUCACCCACCAUAUCUGUCUGAUGAGGUAUGGAGACUUGAAAAAAUUGGGAAAGAGGGAGCUUUUCACAAGCGGCUGAAUAAGGAAAAAAUAAAGACGGUGAAAGAUUUCUUGGUUCUUUCCUACGUGGACCCAGCAAGGCUUCGAAAUUCUGUCAUUAUUGUUUUUUGGGCUCUGCAGAUCCUUGGCUCAGGUAUGUCUACUAAAAUGUGGGAAGUCACUAUGGAGCACGCCAGGAGAUGUGUGAUCGAUGAUAUGAAGUUGUAUUUAUACUGUCCUCGAUCUCUGAACAGAGAUGGUGUUGUGUUUAAUGUUGUGGGGCAAGUCCUUGGACUUCUUUCAGACAGCAAGUACAUUGUUGCUGACAAGCUUUCCGAAACUGAACUGGCUGAAGCACAUAAGUUGGUGAUUUCUUCCUUUCAACAUCAAGAAGAAAUUAUUUGUUAUGAUGAUGAAGCUUCUCUUAAAACAGGUACUUGCUCUAUCUCUGAAGAUAUUUACCCCACAAAUGCCCUAACAGUAGCAGGAGAUUCUGAAUGCAACAAAACAAUAGCUUCCCAUACAAAAGGGCGAUUUGAUUACCCACAAAUGAGUGCACCGUCUCCAGAUGUGAUGCCAUCCAUCAUGUAUCCUCCUAUGGGGGAUAUUGGUAGCUUAGAUGAAUAUGGGUUAAAUAGCAUGGAAUCUGAUGAUCUUAGAUUUGAUCAACCAGUGGACUUGCAUUGCCAAGUAUCAGACACCUUGAUUUGUGACUCGGAAUCUUUAAAGAGUCAAGAUGUGGAUAUGCAGUAUUUUGGUACAUCUUCAGAGGCAGACCUACAAUGUGCAGUUGAUGGGUUUUUGUUUCCCCAUUCUGCCAUUGUUAAAGCUCAAAGGAGAUGGAAGAUUGUAUCCAGUGUCCUAAAAUGGCUGUCCCUCAUGUUAGAGAUACGUGAGAGAGAUAUCAUCAAAACCAUGAAUUAAUUGACGCUGCCCGAUUUAAAAGUUGUGUGCAGUUUUAAUUAGAGAGUAAAAUGUUUGGGUAAAAGUGUGCAGCUGGUAGUUCUGUAAGAAGAUGCAUGUAGUAGUAGUAGUAGUAGUAGUAGUAGUAGUUGCAGUAUGGUAUGUAUAUGGCAACUUAGAGGUAAUAAAGUGUGCAUUGGUGAAUAAUAAUGGCAAGGUGGUUAAGACGUUAAGCAGAACCUGAGAGGGUUCAGGUGAUGCUUGUUUCCGUAAGGUUUGUCGCAUCUCUAGCAACGACCACAGCUUGA